AUGCAGGAUCUCGCGAUAGCCGAGCAACUUGCUCGCGAAGUCGAUGAUUCGAUCGGCUUGGCCGAUGUCGAACUCACGCGGGGUGAUUUUCUCGCCGCCCCGCUGUCUUCACCUGGCGUUUGGAAUUCACUCCUGGCGGAAUCAACGUACGAUACUUGUCUGCAUUGGCAGGCUGAUGAGGCCGAAUGGGACGUUGACACGGAGAGCAUUGGCGAGGCCAAGGCUCGGUAUGAUGCGGCACUGACGCGGUUUGCGGCAGCAAAUGCGCGGAGAGGGAUCGCCGCGGUGAAGAUGCGGCUCGGCUACCUCGAGGUCCUUGAGGGUAUGCGACGCAUUGUCUUCGAGUCGAGCUUUGCGGCGGCGAAGACGGACAUUGAGCGCGCCGUUGCGAUCUCGUCUGAGCUCGGCGACAUGAUGGCCGUGCAGCUGGGCCGCGCGCAGUUGGCUCUCUGCGCCAUUGGACAAGGCGACCAGAGCGAGCAAACCCAGCAACUUGGCGCGUCACUUGGGACCUGGGGUCGUCGAGAAGGAGGCUUUGGGUUUACCCUGGGAGUUGGCCUCUUCUUCGCCCGCAUCGGGUGGCGAUGGAUCAACCAUGUCGGCGACUAUGAACGCGCCUUGGCUUGUUUCAGGCUUGCAGAAACUCUUUUCCAAGCUCUGCAGGCCUCAUUGUCACGGGUGCAUUCCAUAAUUGAUCAGCUGAAGGUCUAUCAAAUGGUGCGUGAUUUCCCCAGCUGCACCAGGACAUUGGAGCGGGCUCUGGACGAGUGCCUCGAGGUCCAGAAGCGAGAGCCAGGGCUGGUGGCGGAAGUUUCCCGGCUCGCCCGAUGGAUUUCAAUCGAGAUGCUGGGUCUUGCUACAAAGAGAGCUGUACCGCACCUCAUCGAGCGCGUGCGGGCAUACAUCACGAACAUCCGAAAGACGCAUGAGUCGGCAGGCCCGGCAGGCCUGUCGUCAGGCCUUGACAUAUUUCAGGAACUGGUCAAUGGCUUACAGGCAGGAGAGGACCUUGUCGAUUCCAAUCCAGAGCCGUCCGUCGAACAAGCUCUCUACCAACAAGAUGCUACACAGAUGACCGAUCUCUUCCUGGAGUCACAAUUGGCCGACUCGGAAAUUUAUGAGGACCUCUAUAGCGGCAAGGAGGCGAAAAAGAAUGGACAUCCAGCGGAAGCCCACGGUUGUUUUGACCGUGUCAGGGCGGUAGCAGAGUCGAU
This is a messenger RNA of Aspergillus aculeatus ATCC 16872, 1214 nucleotides long. RefSeq lists its product as uncharacterized. The record is from RefSeq and is a predicted model, not a curated record. The annotation marks the transcript as partial. The transcript has a single exon. NCBI's taxonomy places the organism in Eukaryota, Fungi, Ascomycota, Eurotiomycetes, Eurotiales, Aspergillaceae.